ACAAGUAGAAUUCACAAUCCGACUACAAUUCUUCUCCAAAAUGCUGCCAUGACCGAUAACCCCUCCCCCGCCCUCGCCCUACAACAAGUCGCCUACAACACCAUCACUGCUUUCUUUAAUGCACACAAAGAUCGCCUUACGGAAAUCAUUGUCCUUCCCCCAGCCAUAGAACCGGAAGAUGGCAUUUCUAUGCAAGAUGGGAUCAAUCUGGGCGUCCCCAAAAAGAUCCUCGCCCUAGCCUUCCUCGAAGCACGUGCACGCUUCUUCCAGGGUGUGAAGGAGAACAGAGUGCUGUCUGAUGACGCCUUCGAAGCAACCCACACCAUCCUACUAUUCGACCCAGAGCACCUCACAGCCGCCAAUCACCGCAAACGCCGCCUCCUCCACGCCCAAAGACUCCACAAGACUAAUCCAUCAUUCCACCACCUCCUCCACCGCGAGCUCGUCUACACAACCACAAUUCUAACAUCUCCACUCCACCGCCAAUCCAAAUCCCCAACCCUCUACAAUCACCGCUACUGGCUACUCACCACGUUUCUCCUUCCAUCACCGCCCAGCACAUCACUGUUCCCAUCUGCAGCCGCGUACCCCUCUCCCGACGACAGCGAAGAAGAGCAUCUCGAAGAAGCCUCGACUAUCCAUGAAUCAAACCCUGCCAAAGACCCCGAGUUCCCCUCAAACCUAUCAAUCCUCAUCCUCCGCGAACUCACCGUCGUGCUAAAAUCCGGCCAUCGCCAUCCAAAGAAUUACUACGCAUUCAACUACGCGAGAAAGCUCUUCGACCAUGUCCUCUCUCAUCACCAUCGCAUCCUCCCGCAAAAACAACCUCAAGGAUCCCAUCAAGAUGUGACCUCUCCGCCAGACCCACCAACCACGGCAACAACGACGGGGACAGGAAACACGGUGUUGAAGGACGGGAAGGAGGAGGUUUGUCCCACGAUCAUCACCACCGUCACUGCCGCUCUCCCGAUCGUCGCGAAAUGGUGCACACACACCACGCACGCUGCUGAUAUCUCCGGAUACUCAUUCCUACUCUACCUCCUGUGUCUACGAACUUCUCUUGUCCGAAAUCAUGUUUCGGAUGCUCCCGAGUCUUCCAUCAUCCACACAUCUAGCGACGAUCCCACUACUGCCGUUCGCGAGAAAGCAGAGGACGUGAAUACGAGUACUAUACUGUAUAUCCUAGAUACAGUAGUCAAGAUCCGUCUCUCGACGCUUGCGCCGUAUCUUUUCCUCCGCGAGAGCGUGGCCGAUGGUGCGGUUUUGGGGGGUGGAGGGGAUGUCGCGGGGGUUUUGAGGGAGAGGGUUGGAAAGGAGGUUAGUGGGGUUCCACUAGAGGGAGCGGGUGGUGUAGUAGUAGAAGAAGAAGGAAGCAAGAGUGGAGAUGGAAAAGUCUCGUUUGAAGAUCGAAUUAAAGUCUUGGGGGAGUGGCUUGAUGAGGAUAUAUGUAAGGACAGACAGACAGCACUAGGAGCAAGAGACGCAUGAUAAGCGCCGACCACGCUCAAUUCAAUAUCACCAGAAAUAUGCUUAAAUCUAGUAGUUUAAUACUACAAGUAGUAUUAGCAUAAACGACUUAUAGCAGUAAGGGAUUGUGUAAUGGGCGCACGGGCUUUAUUAUCUGACUUUCACGUUCUCAGGAGAGGGUGGGAUCGUGGAGCUCUUGAAGUUAUCAUCAUAAUCAACCCCGGAGCGAGGCAGGACUUGAAAAAGACGCGGUUUUUUGUGAUGUUACAUUUAUGUAAAACAAUAUAUACGGACAUAACAUACUCGUACAGAUGCGGUUGUAGUCCUAUCCCCUCUUCUAGCGUUCGUCUAUCCUUUACAUGGUCGUAUGCGUAUCACGAGAAGAUCACCUCCCUCUUCGCGGCCAAUUGAUGAUACAGGAAACUGUAGCAAUGAUUUCGUCUUCCAAGUAAAGCCUUCGCGGUUCUUCCAUUUUUUCUCCUUCUUGAAACCACCUCCC
Messenger RNA from Periconia digitata, 1966 nucleotides. The record is from the annotation of a GenBank genome assembly. Lineage: Eukaryota; Fungi; Ascomycota; Dothideomycetes; Pleosporales; Periconiaceae.